AUGAGCUCCGCCAUGUCAUGACGACAUGCGACGGCAAUGGCGAUUUUGAUUUUGCGAUUAAGGCUCGAGGGGUUGUUGAGGUUUUUAGGGUCAGAAUGGAUCGGAAUGAGGAGAUCUCUCCUCCUAUUGGUAUUAUUAUGGGGUAUCGAGGUUUUUUCGCGAAUCAAGGGAUUGAUGCGAUCUACGUCUACGUAACGGAAAUAGAUGGUCGCAUAGGGGUAAAAUCGGAGAGGAUCUCUGGAUCUGGGUUGUUUUAGGAAGAAAGGAGGAGGUUUUUUCAUUUUUCUACAUGAUUGACGCAGGAUUUGGGAUCCCUCUGAUCUUGAUGUCUCAGGUCAAAGAGAAAAUACGCAAAGUCAUUGGAUCACUAAAUCAGGAGAGAAGAAGGCGGAGGUUGUUAGGUCGGGGCUAAGGAUCUCGAUCCCCCGGUUUGACAACUCGGAGAUCAUUGCGCGAUAUGCACGAACCCUCAUCGGAAGGUGUAUGAACCCUCCAAAACAAGACAUGAAAGUUCUCUUGUUUGUGUUUCCGAGGAUUUGGAACAUGGAGGGCCGUGUGGUGGGUACGGAUCUUGGUCUGGGGAGGUUCCAGCUCGAGGAGGAUAUCACGGAGGUCCUUAAGAUGGUGCCUUAUCACUUUGAUUUCUGGAUGGUGUCUUUAGUGAGGUGGAAGCCGGUUUUAGAACCAAAUUAUCCCACUAAGAUCACGUUUUGGGUGUGAGUCUUAGAUAUCCCUCUUCAGUUCAGGGCAGCUCAGAUCUUCCAGAGCGUGGGGGAAGCAAUUGGCCAGGUCCAGGGCCAGGUUGAUAUCGUGGAGGGACGGGUUCGGGUGGAGAUAGAUGGAUUUAAACCUUUGGUGUUCUCAAUGGACAUUGAGUUUGAGGAAGGUGUGGAAAUCAAGGUGGCUCUCAGAUAUGAAAAGCUUUAUGGGUUUUGCACUGAAUGUUUCUGCUUGACUCAUGAAUGCUCUCGUUGCCCGAGGUUACACAAGGAGGAGCUUUUGGGUGUAGCUGGGGGAGGACCGGGUAGUGAUGGGGCUCAGGCAACAAGCUAUAAGGCGGUGGUGGCCCACGGUAGCAGUCAGAGCGGUGAACGUAGAGCGUAUCAGCAAACUCGGUCGCAGAACAACAGAGUGGGUGAUAAGGGCAAAGGCAUUGCGUAUGAGAAGCAAGGUAGUUCCAAGCAGGACGGGUCUUUUCAUCCUUACAAAGGCAAGCACACUAGAGGCUAUGGUGAUGGUUCCUCAAUGAAUGGCAGGGACUCGGGAUAUGGAGAAAGGAGACGUGGUAUGCAGUCUCGUGGUACUAAGCCUAGGGGAGUGGUUAUUCGGGGUCAGCAUCUUGCUACUGUUGCUGAAGGGGAACAACAGCUACCAGAUCCCUCCAAGCUUAUGCUCGAUGCCUUUAAAGGGGCUGGAAAGUCUUCAGAAGAGGAAGCUCCAAUAGGGGUGGAGGCGGAAGGAAGUGGUGGACAUAACAAAGCACGUAAGGCGCUUAUGUUUGAAGAAUCUAGUUCUGUUGGGCAUGAUCUUGUGUCGACAGGAGAGGGAGUGGAGCUUGCUGGAUCUCUGGCUUUGAAGAUGCAGAGCGAGGGUGAUGAUGCCGCGCAGAAGCUUGAUGAGAGGGCAUUGCAUACACAGGCUUUGGAUGAUGCUAAUAUGAUGUUAGAGGGCGAGCUUCUCUCCGACUCGGAGCUUCUGCUAGAGGAGGGAGAGGAGUUAGAGGAUUGGGAGCAUGGGGAGCUCACUGAUGUUAUGGAAGAGGAAGAUCAGGUUGUUGAAGAAUUAGAGGGGGGAGAUCAUGUUGGUAUGGAGGCUAAUGCUGGCGAGACGGAUGUGGUUGAUGAAGGAAAGGCUCCAUUGAAGAAAGGUGCUAAGGUGGGGAUUGGGGGAACCUCCAAGAAGCGAUUAGGACCAGGGUUUGUCUCUCCACGUAAGAAGCUCCUGGCUAAGGUGGCAGCUAAGGCUGGAGAUAAAGGCGCGAAGAGGGCCGCUAGUAAGUCAUAGAGCUUAACGGAGUAAAGGGGUUUGCAGGCCACGUUUUGUUUUUUUGGUUUUGAAUAAUGUCGGAUUCUGAUAUGAAAUCCUUUGAAGUUGGGUGUUGGUUUAGUACUUUGUCUUGCUUCUUGGCUUGUCCUCUGGGUGUUACGAGGGUUUUGUUUUCCUGUGUUGAUUUUGUACCGCUCUUGGUUUGGGUGGAGUAUUAUAAGAAUAAAUGGUUGGUCUGGUUA
Messenger RNA from Brassica napus (rape), 2228 nucleotides. RefSeq lists its product as uncharacterized. The record is from RefSeq and is a predicted model, not a curated record. The transcript has 2 exons. NCBI's taxonomy places the organism in Eukaryota, Viridiplantae, Streptophyta, Magnoliopsida, Brassicales, Brassicaceae. The coding region runs from base 865 to 2004 and encodes 379 amino acids.